GAUGUGGCUACAGCAGUUCAAAGCUGAGGUGAAUUUGCGACAUACAUGUGAGCAGGGUGAUCGGUUACCUGGGUAUGGCUGGCUCAUGCAUGAUGGAAUCAACUUUGGUGUACAGGAAAUUAAAGACAAUGAUUUCAUUUUAACAACUGAGUUUGUGAAACGUCUUGGUGGACGGCAUGGUGGAGAUUGGACAUGGCGAAUUACCGCUAAACCACAGAGUUCUACCCCAGAGAACCCAGUGAUAUCGUUAUUGUUUUAUGUUGCUGGUGAUGGAGAAGUAAUACUUCAGCCACACAUUGAGGAAAAAAGCAAGCUCAUGGCGGUGUCCGGUUCAUCAGAGGAACUGGGCAAAUUCACACUUACCUUCCUGGCACCAACUACAUUAAAAUCCAGGAAUUAUAAGUAUGCCAGGUAA
Molecule: messenger RNA, 415 nt
Organism: Rhincodon typus (whale shark)
Lineage: Eukaryota; Metazoa; Chordata; Chondrichthyes; Orectolobiformes; Rhincodontidae
Product: mannosyl-oligosaccharide glucosidase-like
Exons: 2
Coding region: 2-415 (137 amino acids)
Biological process (GO): protein N-linked glycosylation; oligosaccharide metabolic process
Cellular component (GO): endoplasmic reticulum membrane
Molecular function (GO): Glc3Man9GlcNAc2 oligosaccharide glucosidase activity
Source: RefSeq, a predicted model, not a curated record